CGGACUUAUCAGCCCCACUUUAAGGCCGGACCGAGCAACGAAUGCUGACAGUUUACAGCGACCCAAAGAUGCAGCAGCAUGUCAGAAACAGGCUGUUCAAAAUCUCUCUUGCUGCUGACUCUGUUGCUUGCGUACCUCGGCCAAGUGCCUGGUGAGGGAGGUGCGUUUCAGCGCGUUUUCCAGACGGAGGAGACAGUUCGUCAAAACAAGGCGCAUGAGAUGCGGCGUCAGAUGAACUUUCGUGCCAGUCCCUGCAGCGAUUUCUACGAGUAUGCCUGCGGCAAUUGGGAAACGGAGUCCACGCCGCUGGCCAAGCUGGAACACCGCAUAGAUGUGGAUUUGAUGCGACUGCUGGAGGAGAGUGCACAUCGCAAGGACAGUGCUCUUGCACGUCAAGCCAAAGAAUUCUACCAAUCCUGCCUUGUGGCCCGGGCCCACCAGAGUCAGCAGCAGCAGGACUUUCUCAGCGAUUUCAUUCAGCAAAACGGUGGCUUCCCAGCCGUACCAGGCUCGAAGUGGGCUGCAUAUAACCUAGAAUACAACUGGGCCCAGGUAACAGGCCGACUGCGACGACACUAUGGCAUGGAUAUCCUCAUAGGGCUGCGCGUCAGCUACAACUAUGCCAGCGUGCAGGAGAAUAGCAUCUACUUAAGUGAGCCAACCACCUUAAUUCCCAGGGAACUGUGCACCAAACGCCACCUUAAUGAACGCGAUUCGGCAUAUAAGGCGAUCGAACGGCUAGUGGCCACCCAACUUAAGACCUGGCUAGCAAUGGGCAAUGAGGAGUCCGCUCGACUCGCAGGCGAGAUUGUCAGCUUGGAACAUGAGCUGUGUGGUGGAAUGCAUGGCCUGGAACCUUGGAAUGCCGAGCAGCAGCUCUACACGGCCAAUUUUACCCGAAAGACACUAUCUGAGCUUUCCCAGCUCUACGAUCUAGAUUUCAAGACAUAUGUGAGCAGCAUCUACGAUCAGACUAUCUUCAGGCCCGUCUACAUGGCAGCUCCUGACUAUUAUCGCCAACUGAAGCGCACACUGAGUAUCCGCAAUGGUACCCAGAUAGCCAACUAUGUCAUGUAUCGGGCAGUCGCUGCCCUCAUAUUUCCGCUAGAGGAUAAGCCGGAGCACAGGCCAGCCUACUGUUUGGCCACGGUUAAGCGCCUUUUGCCAGCUGCUUUGGGCGAGCUGUAUGCUAGUCAGUAUGUCACGGAGGAAUUCAGACUGCAACUGCUUCAGCUUUACGACCAGUUGAAGGAUGCACUAAAGCGGAGCGUGAGCGCCGACUGGCUGGAAGAGGGCAGCAGACGCGUUGCUCAACGUAAGCUAAGCGAUCUACAAUUAAUACUGCCAAGUUACGAGCAACCUCUGGCACUGCGGCUAACUCUGGACCGAAGCAACUAUUGGCACAAUCUACGUCAGCUUUUGGAUGAGGUGCAAGCACAGCAGCUAAAGCGCCAGCUUGAGGAGAGCCCGCCAAUGCCAGCCGAUCCUGUGGAGGCCUAUGAAACUCGGGUGCACUACCGGCCUGUCCAGCGGCGGCUUGAGAUGGGCUGGGCGCUGCUGCAGCCGCCUGACUACGAUGAGCGCUACGGCCAUGCCCUGCGCUACGCUACUGUAGGAACCGUGCUGGCACGACAGAUGGCCACGGCUUUCGACGAGCUGCAUUGGUCGAUUGGCCUGCUCGAGCACGACAACUGGGACCCACUGACGGCUUAUAGGUAUCAGAAUCGAAGUGAAUGUUUUGGACGCCACGUGGAGGAGUAUCUGCAGCACAAUUCAACCGCCACACAGCUGCUAAUAAAUUCCAGUGCCGGUCUGAACAUUGCCUUUAACGCCUACCUCACAUGGCUGGGCUUGCAGGCACCCAACAAUGACUUCGUGCGUCUUACUAAGGAGACCCUGCCCGGGCUAAACUACUCCAACACAGCACUCUUCUUCCUAGCCUUCGCCCAGCAACACUGCAAUCCGAAGGAGCAGCAUUAUGGCGAGCCCAAUUUAUGGCCUACGAUCACGUAUAGUGUCCGACAAUCGCACAGCUGGACUCGCCUAGCAGUAAAUGGGCCGUUAAGAAACUUGGCAGAUUUCGCACGUGAAUUCCAUUGCCCAGCCGGAUCACCAAUGAAUCCUUCAGAGAAGUGUACUAUUUACCGGCGCUCAUCUUUCAGCGCCGGGCUCAGUCGAUUUUUGAACGCUAAAAUGGGAACUACACGAGUUGCUCUAUUACUGUCACUAUUUCUGUCUCACCUUGCCGGGAAAGUCUACGGGGCCGGCACACAAUACAGGUACAACAACAUAAAUCGCGCGAGCAUGCAGGCAGGUAUUUCGCCGCAGGCCGCCGCCAUGCCCAGCCUCGGCAACAACAACGUUGAGAGUCGCCAGGAGCAGAAAGUGCGCCAAACCAUGGCCAGAGACAUACACAAGUACAUGAAUCUGAGCACCGAUCCCUGCGUGGAUUUCUACGAGUACGCUUGCGGAAACUGGGGACGGUACCACAGUCGCCAACUGCGCGCUGGUGAGCUGAUCACGGCCCAGCACCUGGUCGAGGCGCGCAUAGCGGAGCAGCUGCAGGAUUUGCUGACACUCCCGUUGCCACCGCAGCACCAUCCCAACGAAUACAGCGCAGCGAGCGCGGCAAAUGUGCGCAAGGUGCGCAGCUUCUACGAUUCGUGUGUCGCCGUGGAGGCCAACACUGCCGAGCGGCGACAAUUCCUAAUGAAGAUUCUGCGGGAACACGGCGGACUGCGCAAUGUGCCCAAUUCGAACUGGAAGCCCGACUAUCACUGGCUGCAAAUGCUGGCAGCGCUGCGACGCAACUAUGGCCUGGAUAUACUAAUCGGCCUGGAGGUGGACCUCAAUCUGCAGCAGCUGCGCGGCAACAGUAUUUACCUGGGCGAACCCCGCCUGACUAUCAUACCACCGGAGCACUGCAGCGCAAUAGCCACGCGGCAGGCGAAUGUGCGCGACGAGAUCUACGAGCAGAUCCAGCAGCAAGUUGCGGAUAACAUGCGAGAUUGGUUCGGCAUGGAGAGUGGCGAGGCGGCACGUUUCAGCGGCGAUAUUGUACGCUUUGAAUUUGACCUUUGCAAACGCAUGCGAGAGGAGGAGACCCUGCCGGGGUCCGAGCCCGACAAUCAGCAGGAAUCAGCACAGGCUCCCGUUUACGGCGGACGUUCUCGCAUCGGGCAGGAGAGAUUGCGCCAGCAGCCCGGCGGUAGCUCACUCUAUCCGCGAAUGACACUGACCGAGCUGACCACUAAGCUGAGCAACUGGCUUGACUUUAAGCUCUUUGUCGAGAGCAUUUUAGAGGACGCCUAUACGGAACAUGUGUACCUGCGCUCCCAGAGCUAUUUGACACACCUGGUGCGGACAGCCAAAGCCAACAAUCCGAUAACAAUUUCCGGUUACAUUAUAUACAGGGCACUGCUGGAGCUGAACCAACCGCCAGAGGAGCAGGCGAUGCGGCGUCCACGUCAGUGCGUCCAUGUGAUGCAGCGGCUCUUCCCGCAGGUUCUGGGCGACAUGUACCAACGCCACGUGCAACGCGAUGACGCACAGCAUGACAUGGAGCAGGUGUUCAGCGACCUGGUGAAGGCCUUUGAGCAACUGCUCAAGGUUGACUGGCUGGACGAAAGUGAUCGACGGACGGCCAGGACCAGAUUGGCCCAAUACCACACCCAGUUGCCAGACUACCAAGGCGUCGAUCUCUCGGGUCUGCAAUUCCAGAAAAACGAAGACUACUGGCGAAGGCUGGAGACGACACUGCGCUUCAAUUCUCGUGAAUAUCUUAACAAGCUGCGGGGCAAUGAUUUUGCACAGAUCCCCGAGGGCACGGUGAAUGCCUUCGAAGUGCGUGCCGCGCUGGUGCCUCGCCAGCAAGCGGUGCUCGUGGGCUGGGGUCUAAUGCAGGAACCCUACUACAGCUACUACUAUCCCAAGGCGCUGAAAUAUGCGCUGCUGGGACAGCGACUGGCCAGCGCACUGCUGCAGGCCUUUGAUGACGAGGGCUGGAACAGACACCCCCAGGCGACGGCGCCCUGGAACGAGCUGACAAUGGCCGGCUACCGGAACGCCACCGAGUGCCAGCGUGCCCAAUACAGCAAUUACCUGUCGAAUCAGCCCAGCGAGUUCCGCAAUGCGACGCGCCUGAGAGAAAUCAUCGCCGAGGGCGGGGCUCUGAAUGUCGCUUUCAAUGCGUACUUGGGCUGGCUUGAGCUGGUCCAUGGCCUGAAACCUCUGCUUUUCCGAGAGACGCUUCCCGAGCUCAACUUCACUAACACGCAGCUUUUCUUCAUAUAUUUUGCCCAGCUUCGCUGCUGGGCCAAGCCGGACGAGCAGCCCGCAUCCGAGGCAAUGCCCCUCAUGCAGCACACACCCCAACGCUGGGAUGUCAACGGGCCACUGAGUAACUCGGAAGAGUUCGGACGGGAAUUCGGCUGUGCACUGGGCACCCACAUGAACAGCGGCAAAAAGUGCCUAAUUUUUUAAGACAACUAACAAUAGCAAAAAACUUAGUCAAGAUAAGUUCGCGAAGGUAAAAUUAAGACUAGACACUUAAGAGUGUUCCACUGAGAUAUACCCCAUCUAAACAUAUUCUUAAACCCAUUUCAUCUGGUUACAAUCAAGGCACAUUUUAUUAAAUAUUUAGCAAAAAGAGUAGCAAAAGCCUC
Messenger RNA from Drosophila virilis, 4664 nucleotides. RefSeq names its product Neprilysin-like 13 (gene Nepl13). The record is from RefSeq and is a predicted model, not a curated record. Gene Ontology annotation, molecular function: metalloendopeptidase activity. Gene Ontology annotation, cellular component: plasma membrane. NCBI's taxonomy places the organism in Eukaryota, Metazoa, Arthropoda, Insecta, Diptera, Drosophilidae. Gene Ontology annotation, biological process: proteolysis.